Scaptodrosophila lebanonensis is the source of this 571-nucleotide messenger RNA. RefSeq names its product dynein light chain roadblock-type 2 (gene robl). Gene Ontology annotation, biological process: microtubule-based movement. Gene Ontology annotation, cellular component: centrosome; cytoplasmic dynein complex; cytoplasm. The record is from RefSeq and is a predicted model, not a curated record. Lineage: Eukaryota; Metazoa; Arthropoda; Insecta; Diptera; Drosophilidae. Gene Ontology annotation, molecular function: dynein intermediate chain binding. The coding region runs from base 122 to 415 and encodes 97 amino acids. The transcript has 3 exons.
UUUUAAUCGUCAUGGCAACCCCAAAUUAGGUGGCAACUCGUGCGUGUUUACAAUUAUAUAUGUACAUAUGUACAAACUCUUAUUGAUUUUUUGGUCAAACAUUUAGCUUUAUUCCUGUGAAAUGUCUCAAGAAGUCGAGGAAACUUUAAAGCGAAUCCAGUCCCACAAAGGCGUGGUUGGAACAAUUGUUGUGAACAAUGAAGGUAUUCCGGUCAAAUCUACGCUGGACAACACGACGACCGUGCAGUACGCGGGGCUCAUGAAUCAGCUAGCGGAUAAAGCGCGCAGCGUUGUCCGCGAUCUCGAUCCGUCUAACGAUCUCACAUUCCUUAGAGUACGUUCAAAAAAACAUGAAAUUAUGGUAGCUCCCGACAAGGACUUUAUCCUGAUUGUCAUACAAAAUCCAACUGAUUAAGUGCCUGUUGCAGGAGCUUGCGCUAUAUUAAGUUCAGAGUGGCGUAUUUAUUUCUAGGGUAUAUUAUGCACAGCUAUAUACAAUUAAAAUAUGUAUGCUCAAAGAGGGAGAACAAAAACAAAUAUACAUAUGCAUUGAUAUUUUUGCACAUUUAAA